CUUAUCUCCACUCACCUCGGUUCACGCUCCCUCCAUUCGGAUCCUCUCGUUUCCCCCAAACCCUCGCUUCGGUGUGUACCGGAGAUCCGACCAUGGCGGCGUCGAUCGGCUUCCUCCCCGCAUUCACCAUCGGCGACGGGGCGUCUGUCGCCGCGCUCCCCCGCCGGGCUGUGCUUCUCCCCAGCUUCGCGCCGCCAAGAAGGUGGGCGGUCGCCGCGGAUUCGCGCGCGGCCGUGGAGGCGGCACCGGAUGCGACGGGGAAGCGGCGACCGAGGGGCAUCACCAAGCCCAGGCCAGUGUCCCCCGAGCUCCAGGCGGUGGUGGGCGAGGCGGAGAUCCCGCGGACGCAAGCCCUCAAGAAGAUAUGGGCUUACAUCAAGGAGAACAAUCUUCAGGAUCCAGAAAACAAGCGGAUAGUAGUGUGCGAUGAGAAGCUAAAGAAGGUGUUUGGAGGAAGGGAUCGUGUUGGUUUCUUGGAGAUCUCAGGACUGCUUAAUCCUCACUUUGCAAAGUGAAAUCUUCUGUGGGCAUGAACAUCUCCAUAUUUAACAAUAUGUUAUAAUCUUGACAUCGCGAUGCUGUGCUGCUUAGCAUCAGCUUCUUGAUUGAUCUAGAAAAGACAGCUUAAUGUUUUGCCCUUUAUCUGCUAUAGAUUUGUAGACACGAACUUGUAGUGGUUGAACUAUUUGUCUCU
Molecule: messenger RNA, 694 nt
Organism: Musa acuminata AAA Group (dessert banana)
Lineage: Eukaryota; Viridiplantae; Streptophyta; Magnoliopsida; Zingiberales; Musaceae
Exons: 2
Coding region: 93-515 (140 amino acids)
Cellular component (GO): nucleus
Source: RefSeq, a predicted model, not a curated record